Molecule: messenger RNA, 1644 nt
Organism: Argiope bruennichi
Lineage: Eukaryota; Metazoa; Arthropoda; Arachnida; Araneae; Araneidae
Product: intraflagellar transport protein 52 homolog
Exons: 11
Coding region: 183-1493 (436 amino acids)
Biological process (GO): intraciliary transport; cilium assembly
Cellular component (GO): centriole; cilium; intraciliary transport particle B
Source: RefSeq, a predicted model, not a curated record
AAUGAACUAUGAAUAAUGUCAUUAGGGUUGUUAUUUAUAAUAUUCUAUGAAUAAUAUCAGUGAUGUUUUGUCUGCUUAACAAUAAAUGCUAAACUGUAUGGUUAUAAAUUUCACAAAAAAUAUAUUGUUUUAAUUACAUAGUAUUUCAUAUAUCUUUUCUAGACAAAGUAUUUAAUUUCAGGAUGACUCCAGCUGUUAUUAAUCAGCUUGAUGAGGAUAUAGCUGCUAAAAGCAAAGUAAUUAUUUAUGAUGGAUCUAAGAAUGAAAUGUUUACGUUCAAUGAAGGCUAUUCUAUUCUUUCUAGAAGGUUAAAAAUGGAGGGUUUUAAAACUUAUAACAAUCAAGGAGAUAUUACACCAGAGCUUUUAUCAAAAGCAGGUGUUUUUGUGCUACCUGGUCCGCGGGAGAAAUUUACUGUAACUGAAAUAAAUAUUUUGAGAGAAUAUGUUGAUAAAGGUGGCAGUAUUUUUGUGACAAUGGGCGAAGGAGGUGAGAAAAGCUUCCAGACAAAUAUAAAUUUCCUUUUAGAAGAAAGAGGCAUUAUGAUAAAUAAUGAUGCUGUAGUUCGAACUGUGUAUCAUAAAUAUCAUCACCCUAAAGAGGUUCUGGUAUCAAAUGGUGUACUGAACAGGACAAUUACAUUAGCCGCUGGAAAAAGUAUUCCUGGACAGAAUCAAUCGGAAUCAAACAAUGCCCAGGCUCUUUCUUUCCUUUACCCGUACGGAGCAACACUCAAUGUAGCCAAGCCGGCUGUAGCGGUUCUGUCAACAGGAAGUGUUUCCUUUCCUCUGAACCGUCCAGUUUGUGCUUUUUAUCAACACCCUACUUCCGGUGGUAAAAUUGUUGUUCUGGGUUCAACUCACAUGUUCUGUGAUGCAUAUAUAGACAAUGAAGAAAACUUAAAACUUGUGAAUGUGAUCUUCAAUCAUUUGACAGGCUCUGGUUUGCAACUGAAUUCUAUAGACGCUGAUGACCCAGAGAUUUCUGACUAUCACAUGAUCCCUUCCAUUGGAAGAUUGGCGGAGCGGACCUUUUCCUGUCUUCAAGAGUGCGAUGAAAUCCCCGGCGAUCCUUCGGUACUGUUCCGCACAGCUUUGUUUCAGUUCGACAACAAAGUUUUGCCUAAAGUUCUGGAUGCCUACAAAGAGCUGAACAUGAAGCAUGAACCUUUGAAAUUAAUAAUGCCCCGCUUCGAGACUCCAUUGGCGCCUCUGCAGCCUGCCGUGUUCCCACCGUCCUUCCGAGAGCUUCAAAAGCCUGCCCUCGAGCUUUUCGAUUUAGAUGAAGCGUUCAGCACCGAGAAAGCAAGACUGGCACAACUGACCAACAAGUGCGCGGACGAGGACAUCGAGUACUUUAUUCGAGAGUGCGGGGAUGUGCUGAAUGUGACGGACAAGCUCCCUUCCGACAAGCGGGACGGAAAGCACAUCUUGGAAUACAUCGCCUCCCAAGUGGCUGAGUUUAAGAAACUGAAUCAUGCGAGUAUGGAAUGACUCGCGAGUGCCUUUACAGGACGUUUGUUUGCCAACCUCGAGAAGUUUAUACUUAAUAUUUUGUGAUGAGCAAUCCAUGGUAUGAAUCUGUUACAAAAGCAUUUGUAUUUCAUGUCAAUCAUAAUCACCACUUGGUAAAUUAUUUUUAAAA